Messenger RNA from Fimicolochytrium jonesii, 1533 nucleotides. RefSeq lists its product as uncharacterized. The transcript is spliced from 6 exons. Bases 26 to 1282 code for a protein of 418 amino acids. The record is from RefSeq and is a predicted model, not a curated record. Lineage: Eukaryota; Fungi; Chytridiomycota; Chytridiomycetes; Spizellomycetales; Powellomycetaceae.
CGUCCUGGGAAUUCAUCCCAAAGCGAUGGGCAAGAAGGACAAGCAUCGGAAAGGCCAUGAUGAUCACAAGGCUGGCGGUGGCGGGAGAGACCGCUGGGUCAAGGCCGCGUAUCUCGACGGUGCGUCUGAGGACUCUUCUGACGUCUGGAAGCAGAAUGAUAGCAGAAAGAGCGGAAGGAAGUCCGGCGGUCGUCGCCGGGCCGAUAGCAGGGUUGGGCCCUCUCCGAACUUUCAGGACGGUGAACGGGUGACAGUCAGUAUGUUGGAGCAGGCUGAUCGGAAGAAGCUGGCACGCACUCGGGCCCCGGGACGUAUCCCAAUGUGCGAGACGAUCGACCGUCAUACUUGUUAUAUGGCUUCGGUCCAACUCCCCACCGCCGAAGUGCACAACCUGAUCAACAUCUACACCGAGCUAAGAUCAGAAAGUAAAGCCGCACGACACCAUCCUACCACCCUUCGGGAAGAUUUCUGUGGUACAGGUGUUCUUUGUCGGGAGUGGUGCAAGGGCAACGCAGAGAGAGAGGCCUGGGGCGUCGACCUUGACCCAGACGUUAUCCAAUACAGCAAAACAAUCACACUCGGCCAGGAAGGUGGCCCGGAAUGCGAGCGCGUAAAUCUGACAGUCGGCAACGUUCUUUCCGACCCCGCGACAUUGGCGAUACCGAAGGUCGAUAUCAUUGCAGCUCUGAAUUACGGCGUAGAUUAUUUCCAGAAAAGGACGGACUUGAUACACUAUCUCCGUAAUAGUCGAAGUAGCUUGGCGCCGGGCGGCACGUUGAUAGUUGAUUUGUUUGGGGGUGCGACCGUUUGUGGAACCGGGGGCCGGCUUUUCGAGAGACAAUAUAAGGAUUUCACUUAUUAUUUCGAACAGAAGCCGUUUGAUUUAAUGACGAACCUUUCCAAAGUUCAUCUCCAUUUCAGAUUCAAUGAUGGGUCUUGGCACAAAAGCGCCUUCACCUACGAUUUCCGCGCAUACAGCAUCAUCGAGAUGCGGGAAGCCAUGCUCGAAGCCGGAUUCGCCUCCACGCACGUCUGGCUAGCGGAGAGCACAAAUGAGAGAGAGGUACUGCGGUGUGCUGACGAUGAGGACCAAGAUGAGGAUGAUGAGGAAGAGAACCAGGACAACGAGACACGGGAGGACGGGACGAGCGAUGAGGAGGUUGAAGAUGGAAAGUCAGAGCCCCGUAGGAAAUUCGGCGCGGGGGCAUAUGGCUAUGAAAGAGUGGAAGGCUCACUGCCGCAGCUCCAGUCAUGGAAUGCUUACGUUGUGGGAAUCAUUUGAGGACUUUGGAUGGACGAGAUAUGACAUUGAACGUGCGAUAUCCGUAGCCGUUUUCCAGCCUGCGUUCUCGGCGUAGUCUGAGAUCCUUGGGACGUCGGCACAUUCAAAUAGAAUCAUAGACGCAUAGACUUUGCAACUGGUCAAUAGUGCAAUCAUUCAUAGAACCAUCUCUUUCUCUCUGCGCCUGCUCGCCAGUCCAUGGAAAAUAUUCAUAUGACUGGCUCAAUAACGUCGCCCCCGGCAGUUUUUCC